Dichomitus squalens LYAD-421 SS1 is the source of this 1071-nucleotide messenger RNA. RefSeq names its product diphthine synthase isoform b. Gene Ontology annotation, molecular function: diphthine synthase activity. The coding region runs from base 1 to 876 and encodes 291 amino acids. Lineage: Eukaryota; Fungi; Basidiomycota; Agaricomycetes; Polyporales; Polyporaceae. The record is from RefSeq and is a predicted model, not a curated record. Gene Ontology annotation, biological process: protein histidyl modification to diphthamide. The transcript is spliced from 5 exons.
AUGUUCUACAUUGUCGGACUUGGCCUAUGCGAUGAGAAGGAUAUCACCGUCCGGGGCUUGGAGGCUGUAAAGGGGUCCUCGCGAGUAUACCUCGAGGCCUACACCAGCAUCUUGAUGGUGCAAAAGGAGAGAUUGGAAGUAUUCUACGGAAAGGAGCUCAUCCUCGCUGACCGCGACAUGGUGGAAACCGAAUCGGACGACAUUCUCCGCAACGCAAAUACAGAAGACGUAGCUUUCCUUGUCGUUGGCGAUCCUUACGGGGCCACAACGCACACCGACAUCGUUCUCCGCGCCCGCGCGCUGAACAUCCCCACGCGUAUCAUCCACAACGCAUCGAUCAUGAACGCUGUUGGCGCUUGUGGCCUGCAGCUAUACAACUUCGGACAGACGGUGUCCCUCGUAUUUUUCACCGAGACGUGGAAGCCAGGCAGCUUUUACGACCGCAUCAAGGAGAAUGCGGACCUCGGUAUGCACACCCUCGUCCUUCUCGACAUCAAGGUCAAGGAGCAGAGCGAAGAGAACCUCGCUAGAGGUCGGAAAAUCUACGAGCCCCCGCGCUACAUGUCGAUCCCGCAGGCCAUCUCGCAACUCACCGAGAUCGAGUCCUUGCGCCAAACCGGCAUCCUCUCCCCGGAAUCGACUCUCGCGAUCGCACUCUCGCGCGUCGGCGGGGGGCUGGACGAGCGCAUUGUCGCGGGCACACUCGCCGAGCUCCUUGCGCAGCCUCCGGAGGUAUAUGGGGACCCUUUGCAUAGUCUGGUUGUAGUAGGGAAGCGCCUACAUCAUCUGGAGGUGGAGUAUGCGGAGCAGUUCGCGGUGAAUAGGAAAACGUGGAGGGACGUGGCGAGGAGGAUGUAUGGGUGUGCGUUGGAAUGAGGGAGGGGAUAUUUCGAUCAAGCGUUUGAAACGACAUCUGGCAGUCACAUUUAGCAGUUAGGGAAGGACACGGGUCGGAUACAACUGCCUUAUGCACGGCUACGGGUAAAGGCUCGGUUAACCCGCCCAAAAGCCGUACUCUACGGAGCGUACUCGUGGACCGAUAGGUAAACCUUCGUGACAAUAUGGUAGAAC